Molecule: messenger RNA, 2502 nt
Organism: Rosa chinensis
Lineage: Eukaryota; Viridiplantae; Streptophyta; Magnoliopsida; Rosales; Rosaceae
Product: putative pentatricopeptide repeat-containing protein At3g05240
Exons: 1
Coding region: 24-1721 (565 amino acids)
Biological process (GO): RNA modification
Molecular function (GO): protein binding; RNA binding
Source: RefSeq, a predicted model, not a curated record
CAAAAGCUUCUGAAUUCUAAUUCAUGAAGAAACACUACAACACCAUUCUCUCCCUACUAGAAAAAUGUAAAACCAUGAGUGAAUUGAAAGAGAUACAUGGGAUGAUGAUCACUACCUCAGUUGAUAAGAAUGUAAUCCCAUUGAGUAGGCUUAUUGAUUUCUGUGCUAAUUCUGAAGCUGGAGACAUCAGCUAUGCCAAGUCGGUUUUUCGCCGAAUUCAGCAACCUAGUGUCUAUAUCUGGAACUCAAUGAUCAGAGGGUGCUCGAAUAGCGAGAACCCAGUUGAGUCUUUGAUAAUGUAUAGAGAAAUGGUGCAUAGGGGUUAUGCUCCUGACCAUUUUACAUUUCCAUUUGUGCUCAAAGGGUGUUCGAUAAUCGUUGAUGUUGAAGUUGGGAAAUGUGUUCAUAACUGCAUUGUGAAAACUGGGUUUGAGUUGAAUGUGUAUGCCUCUUCCGGUUUACUCAAUAUGUAUGCUUGUUGUGCAGAUAUGGAAUCUGCACAGAAGGUGUUUGAUAAAAUGCCUAAGUGGAAUGUAGUUGCUUGGACUAGUCUGAUUUCCGGGUUUGUUGGGAACAAUCAAGCUAGUGAGGCUAUAAAGGUGUUUAAGGACAUGGAACUUUGUAAUGUCGAGCCUAAUGAGAUUACGAUGGUCAAUGUCUUAGUUGCUUGUGCUCGAAGUAGGGAUAUCAAUACUGGGAAGUGGGUUCACAGUCGUAUUCGCCAACUUGGGUUUGAUCCCUUUGGAUCGAGUUUUGGUUUUAAUGUGAUUCUUGCGACUGCCAUUGUAGAUAUGUAUGCAAAAUGUGGCAGCUUGAGAACAGCAAGGCAUCUGUUUGACAAGAUGCCUGACAGAAACUUGGUUGCCUGGAAUUCCAUGAUCAGUGCCUACAAUCAAUAUGGCCAGGGUGAUAAAGCGAUUGAUCUCUUUUUUGAUAUGCGGAUUGCUGGGUUUGUUCCGGACCAAGCUACCAUUCUGGGUGUGAUUGGUUCUUGUGCGCAGUUGGGGGCUUUGGCAUUGGGACAAAGUCUUCAUUCGUAUGUAGCAAAAACUAGCAUAGGCACAGAUGCUUCUAUUGGGACUGCUUUAGUGGACAUGUAUACGAAAAAUGGAGAUGCAGGCAGUGCGCAAAGAAUUUUUGACAAUAUGCAGAAGAAAGAUGUAAUGGCGUGGACUAGUAUGAUUGUUGGUUUAGCUAUGCAUGGGCAUGCCGUGGAAGCACUGCAUACUUUUAGAAGAAUGCAAGAGGAUGCUAGUGUUAUUCCAGACCAGAUCACUUAUAUUGGGGUUUUAUGCGCGUGUAGCCAUGUUGGGCUUGUGGAGGAGGGUCAGAGACACUUUGGCUCAAUGGUUGAUGUUUAUGGCAUAAAACCAACUGCAGAGCAUUACGGCUGCAUGGUUGAUCUUCUGAGUCGAGCAGGCCGGUUUGAAGAGGCGGUGAAACUACUGGAAGAAAUGCCAAUUCAACCCAAUGUUGCUAUAUGGGGAGCUCUCUUAAAUGGGUGUGAGAUAUAUGAAAAUGUAGAUCUAGCUGACCAAGUUAGAAGAUACAUAACAGAGUUGGAGCCUCAUAUUAGUGGAGUUUUCGUCCUUCUUUCCAAUAUAUAUGCUAGGGCCGGAAGAUGGCAAGAAGUAAAGCUGACUAGAGAAUUGAUGAAAGAUAGGAGGAUUGCCAAAAGUCUUGGAUGUAGUUCAGUUGAAAUGAAAUUGUUAAGUUCAUAAUGCAUCAUCUUCGUCCAACAAUCUUCAGAUUGGUUUACCUCUGAGCAGUUCUAAUCCAGGGUGUAAAGCUUGCAAUCAAUCUGAAGUUCAAGAAUGUCAUUCUGGACAGUGACUGCAAAUAACUUGUUGAUGCCCUCAACAACAAUAUCGAGGGAGGCAAUUAGAAAAUUUUACCCUCUCUUGUUUCAUAGCCUGAACUGUGAGUUUGAUCUAAGUGCAAUGGAGAUGGAUAUAGCUUGGAUAGCUAAAGAAGCUAACUGUGCUGCAGCUGCCAUAGCGAAGCUUGCAAGGAGGUUGGUGCUCAAUGACCUGGGAAAUGGCCCCCCAACCUCCAUGGUUAAUGUUUUAGUGAAUGAUGUGCUCCCAUGCCCCCUGUUUAUCAUUAUGCUGUGUAUCAGCUUGGCAAUAGCAUUGAUUUUAGUCGCAGUAGACGGUGCUAGGGUAUUUGCAUCUUUCUUAUGAUCAGGGGAUUGCUUCCGAUUAUCACACUGGAAAAAAUUGGUCCCACCAAAAUGCCAACAAAAGGGUCUCAACAUUAAUGUUCAUCAUCAGCAUGAGUUUUCACUACUAACUGUUCAAUUCAUAUCGUUCAUUUUCCUAGAUUUCUUGUCUUUUGGGAUGUGACAUUCUACAGACUAGAAGUAUACCGACACAAUGUUGAGGUCUCCAGCUCCAGAAUUUGCAAAAAACAGUAAAGCCUACAUAACCAUCUUAUUAUAAUGAUUUAAUUGCAUAAAAUUUAUUUUCUUUGAGACUGUUAUGGUGGUGUUUCUUCCAUGAA